Molecule: messenger RNA, 231 nt
Organism: Angiostrongylus costaricensis
Lineage: Eukaryota; Metazoa; Nematoda; Chromadorea; Rhabditida; Metastrongylidae
Source: the annotation of a GenBank genome assembly
AUGGGCUCCAGUCAAUCAACUAAUCGGGCAGCCAAGUUCAGUGGAUCAAGGACCAGUACGCCACCGUCAACGGCGCCAAUGAUGCGUAGACAGCUGUCACAGCGGAACACUAAUCGAAACGUGAAGGAAUUCUCGAAAUUUUGGUCAGAUGGUGACAAUCGGGUAAAUCGACGUAGCGAAUCAGUUAGGAGAAGCAAUAAAAUAUGGACUUUCUAUCACUGUAUUGCUUGA